This is a messenger RNA of Salmo salar (Atlantic salmon), 5238 nucleotides long. The record is from RefSeq and is a predicted model, not a curated record. Lineage: Eukaryota; Metazoa; Chordata; Actinopteri; Salmoniformes; Salmonidae.
CGCAAGCCUGAAACCGUACCGGCGCUGACACAGUGGGGGAGCAUGCAUGCAUGGCCGAGCCCGCGCUGCGCUGACUUGGUUUUCUUCAGGCCGAACUAUACGACUUUCCACCGAGCCUGCUUACAUUUGCCUCGUUUCAUGCGACACAUCGAAGUAUCUCCGUCCAUGCUGAGGUUUUUAUAAACUCGUUUUAUGCCACGGCACAUUUGAAUGACUCCGAUCCGAGUAAGGAAAGAGCUGAUCCAGCCGUGACAAUCCAGCGACAACGCCGAAGACACGGACACAGAUCCGAGGGUGGACAACGUCAAGGAAGACACAGGACAACGUCAAGGAAGACACGGAACUGUCUGUAGCGCACAGGUUCUUUGGAGUUACUUAUUAUUCCAAAGUUCUUGAACAAUUGAACAGAUUUAUGCAUGGACUACUCUGUUAUUACCUUUAAUAUCAGCAAUUAUAUAGCUGCGUAACCUAUAGUUGCAGAAACUAUUAGUGCGCAAAUAAGAGUUGUUCCGAGGAGAGAAUUAUUCCUCAUUGUGUUUAAAAGGCUAUUCAUGGUAGACCUACUGAAGGAUACCUUUUUUAAGGCUUUAAAUUCAUGUGUAUAAUAUUUGUGGCAUUCCACAUUGCGGUUGAAGAGGAUGCGCUUGUUGCUAUGAAUACAUUAUACGAGCAUUGACUGAAAUAGUAUUUAUUUCAAACGGACCCUCAACUAAUAUAGCAGCAUUUUUUUCCCACCUAUUGCAAUUAUUUUGUAUUCCACAAAAAACUGAUUGUGCUUUUCUAAAACGGAAUGCAAAUACUGAACUUUUUCCAAAUGUCAAUUCAAGCUUCAGCACAAUAACUUCCUCGCGAAGUAAUCCAAUCAGUAUAAGGCAAUUCUAAUUUAAAAGCCUUCAGAUGGGAAUAUCAUUUCAUUCUGUCUGUUCAUUCGAAUAAUUCUAUCACGCGAGACGCUGCAUCGAGAGGGACUUUGGCGUGGCCAAGUUCGGGAGCUUUGCCGCAGGUGGAAAUGAUCCUGUUCGUUUCCCUGGUGUUAUGGAUGUGUGCAUAUGGCCAAGAGCCGGCGUCCAAGGUGGUGUCCGACCGCUAUGCCGUCUACUGGAACCGGACCAACCCCAGGUUCUACCGGGGUGACUACCACAUCGACGUGUGUAUAAAUGACUACCUGGACGUCUUCUGUCCCCACUACCUGGACUAUGUCCCUGAAGAGCGAAUGGAGCGCUACGUCCUCUACAUGGUCAACUACGACGGCUACAGCUCCUGUGACCACACGGCCAAGGGCUUCAAACGCUGGGAGUGUAACAGGCCCCAUUCCCCAAACGGACCCCUGAAGUUCUCAGAGAAGUUCCAGCUCUUCACCCCCUUCUCUUUGGGCUUCGAGUUCCGCUCCGGCAGAGAGUACUACUACAUCUCAUCCACCGUUGCUGACAAUGGAAGGAGAAGUUGCCUUCGACUGAAGGUGUUCGUCAGACCAGCAACAGACAAUUGUGUGAAAACUGUCAGUGUUCACGAUCGGGUCUUUGACGUCAAUGAGAGGGUGGACAAUUCCCUAGAACCAAGAGAUGAUACCAGUCACGAAUCAGCCGAGCCGUCCCGAGGUGACGUCAACUCGGUGGGCCGGGUUCAGACCACCGGCCUGCUGGUCACCUCCACCCUGGUUCUCUGUGCAGCCAUCUUGUCUUUAUAGCGCCCAGCCUGAGGGUUUUAGACAGGGCGGAGUGGACUUGCCCUGACUGGACCAUACAACCCCCAAGGUGCACUUUUUAAAAGACAGUCUGAGUGCCGGGGAGAGGUGGACUUCUAAGGGGGAAGACCUUUUUAUAAACUUUGCUUUGGGGAGUUAAGAUGCCAAAAGCCUUUUUGACUCUCAUUUUGUCAUUUUACUUUCCUGUAGAUGUUAAUAUUUGAAGGUCAUAGUAUCCCAGUGAAUUUGCUGUCCCCACCACCUCUCUCUCUCUCUCUCACGUUCACACGCUCACGCACGCACGCACGCACACACACACACACACACACACACACACACACACACACACACACACACACACACACACACACACACACACACACACACACACACACACACACACACACACGCACACACACACACACAAUCACUCUCGCCUCUGUGGUCCCACCAUACCUUUUGCAAGAUGAAACAACGGAACAAGAACUACUAAAAAUAACUUUUUUUCAAGCCCCCAAAGGACUUUGAUUGAGAAUAUGAUGAAGUCUUACAGCGAAUAACUAUGAUAAUUUGAAGAUGGCUUGUGUCAGCCAAUGGCAAUGAAGCAAAGGAAUACUGGCCAAUCACAUGAGGCCAAGACAUACUGGCCAAUCAAAUGAGGACAAGGCAUGCUGGCCAAUCAAUGGUGAAACAAGGAUCCAGAGCCAUGGUUGUUGCUUGGAGAAGUCCUGUUGCCAAGGGGAGGGGGCUCUGUUAUUUUCUUGCCUUUGAAGAGUCCAUUAGAAGUUCAUGAGAUGGGGGUUGGAUUUGAUGAUUCAGAGACUGGGAGUGAACGAUCUUAGCUGAACCGGAAAAAAAGAAGCACUCAUGUUUAGUAAUUUGUGUCCUUUUAGGGGAAUUAGUGAUCGAUUCAUGUAUUUUUUAAAUGAAUCACGUAAUUCAAAUUUAGCAGCCAACACGGGUGUAUAUUUGCGAGGAGCGUGGGAGUUGAUAUGGUAUUUUGUCAGGCAAAUGUAUUUUCCUAUUUAUUGUUGAGUGCUCUUUCCCUUUUCUGAUGAUUGUUCUGGUUCAGUCACUGUAACUACUGCAGAGACAAGCCCAAAACAUCCCACCACUUAAAAGCACCAGUCUCUCUUUUUAUUUUGGAAAGGUGUGGUUAUAUUUCAUACACAUGUAAUAUCUGGGCUUGGACUCAUUGUUUUUAUCUAACAGAGUUCAGGGGAGAGGACAUAGUUGGAUGUUGUAUCAGGGUGUAAGAAUGUGUGUUAUAACUGUGUUUCUUCCCUGUAACAGUAAACACAAACUGUAUGUGUCCUAACAAGUCAGCCCAUAUUACCAUCCACUACUUCAUUUCAACAUUGUCAUAACCUCUACAAAAUUACAAUUAUGUACUGUACAUAAACAAAAAGUUCAGGGAUGACUCUAUAACUAGUACGAUUAGUUUCAAUUAUGUUCUUAGUAAUAUUCUUGAGUUUUUCCUCAAGCAAACAGCAAAAACUUUCAUUGAUAUUGAUAGGUUAGCGACCAUUCAGUGAUGAUCAACCCACACGUCCCAACAGGUCCAACGUUUCUCCUAAAGUUGAAGGUAGGUUGUGGCAACGUUAGUUUCAUCUGUAGCAGCUGCAGCUCUAGUGUGAUUUAGCCGUGUCUUUGAUGUCGUGCGGAGCGGUGUCCAAGCAGACCACAUGCUGGGGGGCCAUGCGCUAGUUAUUUCUGGAAUGAGAAAAAUCGACCACCAGGAGGGAGAACGAGAGAUGAGAGAGAGUGAGGAAGAGAAGGUGUCCUGUUCAGCCUCUGGAUAGGUUCACUAGCAGGGAGAGAGAGGUGUCCUGUUCAGCCUCUGGAUAGGUUCACUAGCAGGGAGAGAGAGGUGUCCUGUUCAGCCUCUGGAUAGGUUCACUAGCAGGGAGAGAGAGGUGUCCUGUUCAGCCUCUGGAUAGGUUCACUAGCAGGGAGAGAGAGGUGUCCUGUUCAGCCUCUGGAUAGGUUCACUAGCAGGGAGAGAGAGGUGUCCUGUUCAGCCUCUGGAUAGGUUCACUAGCAGGGAGAGAGAGGUGUCCUGUUCAGCCUCUGGAUAGGUUCACUAGCAGGGAGAGAGAGGUGUCCUGUUCAGCCUCUGGAUAGGUUCACUAGCAGGGAGAGAGAGGUGUCCUGUUCAGCCUCUGGAUAGGUUCACUAGCAGGGAGAGAGAGGUGUCCUGUUCAGCCCAGAGGUAAUUUUACCACCAGAGGACUGGAAUGAGUAAUGAGGAGAGAGAGAGAGGGCCAGCUGAGAUCAAUAGUGAUGGGCUUCUCAAACACAGGAACACGGUAAAUAUUUCCCUCCACUGUCUGAUACACAGUAUAUUUAGUGUACUGACACCAACUCACGUCCUUUGUAAAGGGGAUGGACUAUCAGUGAGAAAUACAUUAGCUUCUGCCUCUGUUGGCUGCAAGUGUGGGAUUCAGUUUGAACAAGUCUUUAAAUAAGAAUAGCUGAAAUUCAUUGUGACUGACAUCAUUCACUUCAGCCAGUCAAUGAUGGGAAACAAGGAUCAGCUUGUCUCAUGGAUACUGUGUAUCCAGCUGUAGUCUCAUAUAACGUAGUGUUAGAGCAGUGGAUCUCACACCUCUUUGAAGGACAACCGCAGUUAACAAAAGACACAUUGAUAAUGCUGUUAGUGAGAGAAUAAAGUCAAUGUUGGAUAUCAAAAACGGUUGAUUACAUUUGUUUAAUGUCUUUUAGUAGGAGAAACAUGAUCAAUGUUACAGUCUAUAUCUUUUGUGUAAGGUUUUCACAUAUCAAUGUUAUAGUGUGUGUGUGAAGGUUGAAGUGCCCAAGUUAAGGGCUCUACUAUUGGAAGUGCACUAUAUCCAUCCAUGCUCGUCUCAAGAACCAUACUGCACUCCCAUCGCCCUCCUCUUUUGACCAGAGCUUAGUAGUAUUUGCAUCUGAAAUGUGGUUUAGGCGCCUAAUGUUUUGAGUCCCUGUACAUGCUUAGUUUGUCUGUGGUCCCUCUUAAUCUUCACUACAAUGGUUUCAGAGGAAGCUUCAGUAGUCAGCAGCACCAUGUUGUUAUCUGAAUUCAGGAGAUUUUGUAAAGCUUGUUAAGUGUUGGUUUUCUGUCCAUAUCACAAUGUCAUGAAUCAGUUAACUUGUGUAAUUUUCCAUUCAAAAGUUGAUGUACAGUAUGAGAUGCAGUUGUGUUACAGGGUGAAUUGAGUCUGUUAGGAGGAGCUCUUCACCUGGCACCUGUUACUGUAGCCAUGUAGCCUGAACCUGACACCACUGUGCCCUCCUUUUGUCCUCUGUCCCUGUCCUCUGUCCCUGUUCUCUGUCCCUGUCCUCUGUCCCUGUCCCCAGUGACUGUCUCUUAUCCCAGCCCUAUCGUCCUCUCCUCCCCAGACUGUCGUAACCCCUCCCUCUCUCCCUGGUCCAACUCUCUUCACCAGAAUGUUCUGCAAAUGUACUGUAUUUCAUACGAAGGCCAUUAUUUGUAAAUACACAAAUGUGUUGGAGCAGCUAUGACUAACUACAAAAAAAGAUUUAAUAAAAGUUAUUUGUCAUUGUUGUAA